This is a messenger RNA of Lutra lutra (Eurasian river otter), 1546 nucleotides long. It is a transcript of the gene CMTM5, whose product is annotated as CKLF like MARVEL transmembrane domain containing 5. Gene Ontology annotation, cellular component: membrane. The record is from RefSeq and is a predicted model, not a curated record. The coding region runs from base 474 to 1193 and encodes 239 amino acids. The transcript has 5 exons. NCBI's taxonomy places the organism in Eukaryota, Metazoa, Chordata, Mammalia, Carnivora, Mustelidae.
CAGUCCCUCCCCUUCUCUGGCUCCCUGGCCUACCCCUGAGCACUGGGGUGGGGGUCAGACUGCCCUCCUGGCAUGCUGGAGAGACAGAGGCCCAUUGAGGCACUACAGCAGGCACACAGCGCCACCUUGUCCCCCCAACAAUCUGCCUUUGUCCUCACUCUUGGCUGCUACAGCCUGGGCCAGGGGGGUGCUGCCUGGGCCGGGCUCCAGCUCCCACCCUCCCUAAAAGGAAAAGGGGAAAAGGACAGCCAGAAAGAGGGGAAUUAGGGGAGGGGGAUGUAAACUUCUUCAGGCUUGGAUCCUUGGGGGGCUCCUGGUCUAGCUCAGAUUCUCAGCUUACCUCCCAGCUCCUCCCAGUUUCUGUGUGGACCUCCUCCUUUCCCCCCUCCUCCCUGCUCUCCUUCUCUAGGCCGGGUUGGGCUCUAGCAACCAGAGGGCUGACCACUCCUCCCCGCUCCUCCCCUGCCCUCCCCAUGUGCUUCCCGGGGUGGGGUGGAGACGGUGCAGGCACCAGCAGGGGCACUCUGGGCAGCUGGGAGAAGGCCCGUCUGGCUGAGCGAGGCUCCUUGGCGGCCCCUCGGCCGACCUCCCCGCUUUUCUUGCAGGUUUCUCCAAGUGCCUCCCUGCUUCUGUUUGCUUCCCCAUCUCUCCAGGUUUCUGUUUUCCCAGUUCCCUUCUCAGGCUGGUGGCAGUGGGGGCUGUGCCUGGUGGGCCCCACGGAGAUGCUCAGUGCUCGGGAUCGCCGGGAUGGGCUCCCUGCGGAGGGGGCAGCUGCGGGGCUCCAGGGCUUCGCUGUGGACAAGACUUUCCUCUCCUCCCUCAAAGGCAUCCUGCUGGAAACCGAGCUGGCCCUGACCUUCGUCAUCUUCAUCUGCUUCACGGCCUCCAUCUCCGCCUACAUGGCCGCAGCACUGCUGGAGUUCUUCAUCACGCUCGCCUUCCUCUUCCUCUACGCCACCCAGUACUACCUGCGCUUCGAUCGGCUGAACUGGCCCUGUCUGGACUUCCUCCGCUGUGUCAGUGCCAUCAUCAUCUUCCUGGUGGUCUCCUUUGCAGCUGUGACCUCCCGGGAUGGAGCUGCCAUUGCUGCUUUUGUGUUUGGCAUCAUCCUGGUUUCCGUCUUUGCCUACGAUGCUUUCAAGAUCUACCGGACCGAGAUGGCUCCCAGGACCACCCAGGAGGACCAGCAGUGACCCUGAGCUAACUGGCUCCUGGGCCCAGCCAGACAAAAGGAACAGAGCAGCCCUUUGGAUCCUUUGGAUUCUCUAGCCUGCAGCCUAAUGUCCCCCAGCCAGGCCUUCAGGGAUGGAGUCUGGCCUGAGAAGUCACCAGGGACUUGUCUGUGGGGCUCAGUGCUCUGAGAUCUGACUCCCGAUGAAGCUCUACUGGGAAGGGGGUGUUUUGGGGAGGGAGAGCAGGAAGAAGCUGAUCAAUCCCAAAUUAAAAGAUUCGAAUCCUGCUGGUGUCUUUUUCUUCCCUAGGAGUUAGGCAGAUCAGGAAAACCAGGGAGUAGUCACAAAAAAGCUGCCUGGAGCAGGUCAUGGUC